UAUUUUUCUCAGACAAAAAGUGAGACAUCACUUGGGAUCACGCUUCUUGUGCGGGAACCAGAAUCGUGAAGACCAGCUUACUCCUCACGUUAGGCAGUUCAAAACCCGGCAGAGCGGCGGGAAGCACCCCCUGGAUACCCAGCCAGCCUCAGGAUACCAACGCAGAGGACGCAGAGCCGUUAGCAACGACGUAACACCCGGCCCGAACGUCACGAAAAGGAGUGACGCACAACUCGCGCAGGCUAGAGCGCCUGCGAGGCUCCGCCCACCCGGCGUUUGAGCCCGCGAGCAUUGCGGAAGAGGCGUGGCCCAGAGCGAGAAGAGCACAUUGCGCAUGCGCCUCUGGGUUCUGCCCUGUGAACCAACUAGCAAUCUCGCGAGGCUUGCAAGUAGGUGGUGUAGGUAGUUGUCCAGGAUGCUGUUGAGAUAGAUGUUAAGGCCAGGGAAGAGGAGGAGGAGAAGGCAGUUCUCUGGCUCAGUCUCUGUUUCGCUUUCCUUUCCCUUCCCGCUACCCUCCAAGUCAGCCCGCCCCCCGACCUCCGUAACCCGGUUAACUCCGCCCAUCAGCGACGAGGUUCCCGCCGUGUGGAACCGGAGCCCCGCGGAAGAGGACGACCGGAGGGCCGGCUGAGGCCCGCGGCGAGGCGGGCUGCUUCCGGGGCCUCCCGCUCCCUCCUCGGUGCGUAACGACCUCGGCGCCAGGGCUCCGCUGCCCCGCGUCCCUGCCGCCGGCCCGGGCCCCGCGGGUGACGCAGACGGAAGAUCAUGUCGACCGCGGCGGAGCCUCCACCGCCCCCACCUCCCGAGAGCGCGCCUUCCAAGCCCGCCGCCCCGGCCAGCGGCGCGAGCUCCAGCAGCAACAAAGGCGGCUUCGAGGGCGCCGCGGCCCCGGCGGUUCCUGCUGCAUCCGGCGCCGGCCCCGCGGACGCGGAGGUGGAGGGAGUGUUUGAUGAUGCAUCACCUGGAAAGCAAAAAGAAACCCAGGAGCCGGAUCCCACCUAUGAAGAAAAAAUGCAAACUGAUCGAGCAAAUAGAUUUGAGUAUUUAUUAAAGCAGACAGAGCUGUUUGCACAUUUCAUUCAGCCUGCUGCUCAGAAGACUCCGACCUCACCUUUGAAGAUGAAACCAGGGCGCCCACGAAUAAAAAAGGAUGAGAAACAGAACUUGCUCUCAGUUGGCGAUUACCGACACCGUAGAACAGAGCAAGAGGAGGAUGAAGAACUCUUAACAGAAAGCUCCAAAGCAACGAAUAUUUGCACUCGAUUUGAAGACUCUCCAUCAUAUGUGAAAUGGGGUAAGCUGAGGGAUUACCAGGUCCGAGGAUUGAAUUGGCUCAUUUCUUUGUAUGAGAAUGGCAUCAAUGGUAUCCUGGCCGAUGAGAUGGGCCUGGGAAAGACUCUUCAAACAAUUUCUCUUCUUGGGUACAUGAAACACUAUAGAAACAUUCCCGGUCCUCAUAUGGUUUUGGUUCCUAAGUCUACAUUACACAACUGGAUGAGUGAAUUCAAGAGAUGGGUGCCAACCCUUAGAUCUGUUUGCUUGAUAGGCGAUAAAGAACAAAGAGACUUUGAUUCCUGGUUUGAUACAAACAACUGCCUUGGGGAUCAAAAGCUAGUAGAGAGGCUUCAUAUGGUUUUGCGUCCGUUCCUGCUCCGUCGAAUCAAGGCUGAUGUUGAGAAAAGUUUGCCUCCAAAGAAGGAAGUGAAGAUCUACGUGGGGCUCAGCAAGAUGCAGAGGGAAUGGUACACCCGGAUAUUAAUGAAGGACAUCGAUAUCCUGAACUCAGCAGGGAAGAUGGACAAGAUGCGGUUGUUGAACAUCUUGAUGCAGCUGAGAAAGUGCUGUAAUCAUCCGUACCUGUUUGAUGGAGCUGAACCCGGUCCACCUUACACAACAGAUAUGCAUCUAGUGACCAACAGUGGCAAAAUGGUGGUGUUAGACAAGUUGCUCCCUAAACUAAAAGAACAAGGCUCUCGUGUGCUCAUCUUCAGCCAGAUGACGAGAGUGCUGGACAUUCUAGAAGAUUACUGCAUGUGGAGGAACUACGAGUACUGUAGGUUGGAUGGACAGACGCCCCAUGAUGAGAGACAGGAUUCUAUCAAUGCCUACAAUGAACCAAACAGCACAAAGUUUGUUUUCAUGUUAAGCACCCGUGCGGGUGGUCUUGGCAUCAAUCUUGCCACUGCUGAUGUAGUAAUUUUAUAUGAUUCAGACUGGAAUCCCCAGGUCGAUCUGCAGGCCAUGGACCGAGCACAUAGAAUUGGGCAAACCAAGACGGUCAGAGUGUUCCGCUUUAUAACUGAUAACACAGUAGAAGAAAGAAUAGUGGAACGCGCAGAGAUGAAACUCAGGCUGGAUUCAAUUGUCAUUCAACAAGGGAGGCUUGUGGAUCAGAAUCUUAACAAAAUUGGGAAGGACGAAAUGCUUCAAAUGAUUCGCCAUGGGGCGACACAUGUGUUUGCCUCAAAGGAAAGUGAGAUCACUGAUGAGGAUAUCGACGGCAUUUUGGAAAGGGGCGCGAAGAAGACUGCCGAGAUGAAUGAAAAGCUCUCCAAAAUGGGUGAGAGCUCCCUUCGAAAUUUCACAAUGGAUACAGAGUCAAGUGUGUACAACUUUGAAGGAGAAGACUACAGAGAAAAACAAAAGAUUGCAUUCACUGAGUGGAUUGAACCACCCAAACGCGAGAGAAAAGCAAACUAUGCUGUUGAUGCAUAUUUCAGAGAAGCUCUUCGUGUCAGUGAACCUAAAGCACCCAAGGCUCCUCGACCUCCAAAACAACCCAAUGUUCAGGAUUUUCAGUUCUUUCCCCCACGUUUAUUUGAAUUACUGGAAAAAGAAAUUCUGUAUUACAGAAAAACUAUUGGGUACAAGGUACCUCGAAGUCCUGAUCUUCCUAAUGCAGCACAAGCACAGAAAGAAGAGCAGCUGAAAAUUGAUGAAGCAGAACCCCUGAACGACGAGGAGUUAGAGGAAAAAGAGAAGCUUCUGACACAGGGAUUUACCAAUUGGAAUAAGAGAGACUUUAACCAGUUUAUUAAAGCUAAUGAGAAGUGGGGCCGUGAUGAUAUUGAAAAUAUAGCAAGAGAAGUGGAAGGGAAAACUCCUGAAGAAGUCAUUGAAUAUUCAGCUGUGUUCUGGGAAAGAUGCAAUGAGCUCCAGGACAUAGAGAAGAUCAUGGCUCAGAUUGAGAGGGGAGAGGCGAGGAUUCAAAGAAGAAUAAGCAUCAAAAAAGCACUGGAUACAAAGAUCGGACGGUACAAAGCACCUUUUCAUCAGCUCCGAAUAUCCUAUGGUACUAACAAAGGAAAAAACUACACAGAAGAGGAGGAUCGCUUCUUGAUUUGUAUGCUGCACAAGCUUGGAUUUGACAAAGAAAAUGUGUAUGAUGAAUUGCGACAGUGUAUCCGCAACUCUCCUCAGUUCAGAUUCGAUUGGUUUCUGAAGUCCAGAACUGCAAUGGAGCUCCAGAGGAGGUGUAACACUUUAAUUACAUUGAUUGAAAGAGAAAACAUGGAACUAGAAGAAAAGGAGAAGGCAGAGAAAAAGAAACGAGGACCAAAGCCUGCAACACAGAAGCGUAAAAUGGACGGAGCACCUGAUGGUCGAGGAAGGAAAAAGAAGCUAAAACUAUGAAUGCGUAUUUGUUUCAUAAUCACUAACUUUCAAACAGUAGUUCUUUAAUUUACGGGUCUUCAUAAGAUGUACUGUACAAUGCUCAAUGUUACGUCACUCAGAGACACCAGGUCCAUCUGUUUACUGAGCUAGAGCUAUAGUAUGUACUUUCACUUUUUUAAAUGGAACAGCUGUGCUGAAAUUUUUUUUAUCAUUAACACUUGAAGUAAUAAAAUAGGCUUCAUUUAUUAAUCAAUGUUUGUUUUGAUUUAUUUUUCUAUUAGUUUCAUUUGUGAAAGUUGUGACUUUUGUUUAUCAGCCAUCUUUUUUGCUGUCCUAAGGCUUAAAAACAAGCAAACAAGUAAAAAAUUGCAAAUAACAGCCCUUCAGUCUUCAUUAGUUAUCUGAUUGUUCCAGUUCACUUUGCCUUCGCAGAAAUUGGGGUAUUUUCUUUGUAGUACGGUUGAGUCUCAUCAGGAAAGAUUAUGUAAAUUGAAUUCAUGAUUAUUAUCAAAUAGGGGAAAGGCAAAACAAAUUAUACCUAAUUUCUGUGCAUACAUGUGUUAAUGCUUUCUGUUUCUGUGGUUACUUCUGAAAUGAAUUUGCCCUUUUAUGUUGGAAGAAUGGCCUUUUAGUUGUAAUAGCCAAAGACUUUUUAGUAUUUUCUUGUUCUUUAAAGUGUAACAUUUUGUAAAAGGAAUUUUUUUUAAGUAUGUGGUAAAUAUUUUGACAAAUAACCUUCUCAAGCAGCCAUGACUUAGAAGGAUGUCAGAAGGAAAAUGAUUUUUUUUCUUAUAGGAAGACCCACCCAAAAUAAGGUGUGAAUUUGUCAUGCUAUUAAAAUCAGUAACAACUUGUAUCCCCUCCCAGUUUAUAGUAUUUUUGAGUUAGUAGAAUAAAUGAAAAUUUUAUUUUAUUAUGUUUUAAAAUAAUUUCUGGAUACUAGCAGCAAAACCCGAGAACAAAUCCAGUUUUUAUCUUCUAGGGAACAGAAUUCACAAACCGGAGACCCAGAGCGGGACUCCCCAGCUGUAGGCAGGGCUCUAGCUGUGCCAGGAGCCUUCGUGCGCUCCGCGUAACGUGUAUAAAGUUUUAUAUGUGCACAUUGGGUAAGCAGCUCCAUUUUUCUAAGGGAAUGCAAUAAAUGUAGCGUCGUGAAUAAAUAUAAC
Octodon degus (degu) is the source of this 4781-nucleotide messenger RNA. RefSeq names its product SWI/SNF related, matrix associated, actin dependent regulator of chromatin, subfamily a, member 5 (gene Smarca5). The transcript is spliced from 22 exons. The record is from RefSeq and is a predicted model, not a curated record. Gene Ontology annotation, cellular component: chromatin; nucleus. Lineage: Eukaryota; Metazoa; Chordata; Mammalia; Rodentia; Octodontidae. Gene Ontology annotation, molecular function: ATP binding; histone binding; nucleosome binding. Gene Ontology annotation, biological process: regulation of transcription by RNA polymerase II; nucleosome organization. Bases 766 to 3633 code for a protein of 955 amino acids.